UCCUGUCCCCGCCCUCCCUCCUGCACAUGCGCAGUGAGUGCGGCGGGCCGAGCUGCUCCCUCCCUCCCUCCUGGCGGCCGGGGCGCUACUGACAGACCGAGGAGCCGGAGCGGCGGCGGCGAGAGCCGGUCGGAGCCUGCCGAGACCCCCCCCUCCUCCCCCGCACCCCCUGUAGCGCCACCCCCACCCACUCCACAGGGCUCGGCGCCGGUGAAUGGGAGCGACGGGCGGCACCGGCCUCAGGGACCGAGGAGAAGCGGCGGUGGCGGCGGCGCGGAUGGAAUGAACCUUCCCUGUUGAAUGCCUCCAGAUUUCCUGUUGGAUUUCACGUGUGGAGAAACAUUUUCCUUUCGGUUAAAGCUGCUCUGUGGCAGACUAAAUUUUGGAUCCAGGAUUCACAAGGUUUUUUUAAUCUUGAGGAGGCAGCCACAGCUGAAUCACGUUAGCCUGCCAUCACAGCCACCAUGGUGCUUUCACAGAGGCAACGAGACGAACUAAAUCGAGCAAUAGCAGAUUACCUUCGAUCCAAUGGCUAUGAAGAGGCUUAUUCAGUUUUUAAAAAGGAAGCUGAGUUAGAUGUGAAUGAAGAGCUAGAUAAGAAGUAUGCUGGACUUUUGGAGAAAAAAUGGACAUCCGUUAUAAGAUUACAAAAGAAGGUGAUGGAAUUAGAAUCUAAGCUAAAUGAAGCAAAGGAAGAAUUCACAUCAGGUGGACCUCUUGGUCAGAAACGAGACCCUAAGGAAUGGAUCCCUCGUCCUCCAGAGAAGUAUGCAUUGAGUGGACAUAGGAGUCCUGUCACAAGAGUAAUUUUCCACCCAGUUUUCAGUGUUAUGGUCUCUGCUUCAGAGGAUGCCACAAUAAAGGUGUGGGAUUAUGAGACAGGCGAUUUUGAACGAACCCUUAAGGGACAUACAGACUCUGUGCAGGAUAUUUCUUUUGACCACAGUGGCAAACUCUUGGCCUCCUGUUCUGCUGAUAUGACCAUUAAGCUAUGGGAUUUCCAGGGCUUUGAUUGCAUCAGAACCAUGCAUGGUCAUGAUCAUAAUGUUUCUUCAGUAGCCAUCAUGCCCAAUGGAGAUCACAUAGUCUCUGCCUCAAGGGAUAAAACCAUCAAAAUGUGGGAAGUUCAAACAGGUUAUUGUGUGAAGACUUUCACGGGGCACAGAGAAUGGGUGCGCAUGGUGCGACCUAAUCAGGAUGGCACCCUGAUUGCCAGCUGUUCUAAUGACCAGACAGUGCGUGUUUGGGUGGUAGCAACAAAGGAAUGCAAAGCUGAGCUCCGAGAACAUGAGCAUGUGGUAGAAUGCAUUUCUUGGGCUCCUGAGAGCUCAUACUCCACCAUAUCAGAAGCUACAGGAUCCGAGACUAAGAAGAGUGGUAAGCCUGGGCCUUUCCUGCUGUCUGGCUCCAGAGACAAGACCAUUAAGAUGUGGGAUAUUAGCACUGGCAUGUGCCUUAUGACACUUGUGGGCCAUGAUAACUGGGUACGUGGCGUUCUGUUCCAUUCUGGAGGAAAAUUUAUUUUGAGCUGUGCCGAUGACAAGACCCUCCGUGUCUGGGACUACAAGAACAAACGAUGUAUGAAAACCCUUAAUGCGCACGAACACUUUGUUACCUCUUUGGAUUUCCACAAGACAGCACCAUAUGUGGUUACUGGCAGUGUAGAUCAAACAGUAAAAGUGUGGGAGUGCCGUUGAUUGAAGUCACAUUUGACCCCCUUUUCCUCUGGAUGCACUCAGAUACCAUGGUUAUCCAUUGAGCUCUGUUUAAAUAAAUAUUGUCCUUUCAUGUAAAUUAUUCUGGAUGUAGAUUGAGCUUAUUAAAUGUUACACACAAAGUAUUCAUGCAUGGUGAAUCCAAAUUGUAUACUGUAAAUUUACAUACGUUGUCUAGAAGUACCAUAGGUUUAAGAACAUGGGCUGGCAUUGGUCACAUCAGACCUAAGAAGGCAGAAGUUGGAUAACUGAGAUAGGGCACUUAACUGAAUAGCUGACGGUGUCGUUCUAUGUUGUAUAAUUAUACCUGGUUUUCUUUCUGCUGUCUGUUGGUGCCUGAACUGGUGACCUCAUUUGGGAAAAGUUUUGUAGGGCUCUUUCAGAAAUGUGUAUCUAUAUAACAUCACUUAAGUGUGCUUAAUAAAUCUUCUCUAAGGAUACUAGAUAAUAAGGCUGCAAUUCAGAAUCUUCUGAACCUUAUAUGUAAUUAAUGGGAAUUAAUUAAACUUUGGGAUUUUUGUCAUGACACAUUUGCCAAAUCAAUAGAAUAAGUUUGUUUUGGCCUCCUGUCUCGCAAAGGGUGGUGUAUUUAUAUAAACAAAUUAACUUGUAAAUCUGAAAUAAGAGAACACAUCUUAGUAGCAGCUGAUGUGAUAUAUUUAUUUUAUUUGGUCAUUCAGUGGUUAAGCUAUAUGUAAAACUUUAAGCGUAAUGCUUUUCUUGUUAGACAUACUUCCAAGAGGAGGAGUCCUUCCUAGUAGAAUUUAAUGAUCUAAUUUCCAUCUAGAACUUAAUCUCUACAGUGACUAUGUUGUGGUAGCAGUUUACUGUUUGGUUUUGACAUGGUUUGUGUGCAAUGCCCAUUACCCAAUAUCAAAGGACACUCUCUCGGUAUUCUAUGUGGAAAAUGCAGGAAUACAGUGGUUCGUCAGUGCCACCUCAAACCCUUCUGAAAUGUGAGGUAAUAUAAAACAUAACAAGUUUUAACAUAGCUUGCAUCAAAAUUACCAUGGUCUGUGUAAGAAAAAGAUCUUAAGGUACAGUAUUCAAAUUCUUUCAAUAAAGCACUAAAAUGGA
Molecule: messenger RNA, 2792 nt
Organism: Mauremys reevesii (Reeves's turtle)
Lineage: Eukaryota; Metazoa; Chordata; Testudines; Geoemydidae
Gene: PAFAH1B1
Product: platelet activating factor acetylhydrolase 1b regulatory subunit 1
Exons: 11
Coding region: 465-1697 (410 amino acids)
Biological process (GO): endoplasmic reticulum to Golgi vesicle-mediated transport; intracellular protein transport; intra-Golgi vesicle-mediated transport
Cellular component (GO): COPI vesicle coat
Molecular function (GO): protein binding
Source: RefSeq, a predicted model, not a curated record